CGCCCUCUCAUCACUUGAUCAAUAUCUCAAUAGACAUGGUCCUAGUCUAUCGACACCAUCAACUCCACAAUCUGUCCAACACACCCACCUCGCUCACCUUCAGCUUUGCACUCACCCACCUUCGUUCGCCUUUAGCUUUACACACACCCACCCACCCACCUGUCGUCACUCACCAACCUAUUCAAUGACCUUCUCGCCUGAUCGUCGACCUCGAAGGCGGAUGACACAUUGUACCCAUCCACCGUCAGCCUCUCGACCUCGUCGUCACCUCGUCGUCACCAGACAUCACCCUCACCCACCUUCCCUUCCCUCUCCACGACCUGGACCUCCCCAUUCAACCAAAAAUCAACUCACACCUCUCUCAUCCAUCCCGAACACCCCGCCAACCUUCCUGGACCUCCUCGACGUCCUCCCACCACCUCAUCGCCUUCAAAACAGCAAAAAAGCCUGCCUCCAUACGGAGUCGAACCGUAGACCUCGGCAUCGCAAUGAUGACCGGCACAACCUCGGAUUGACCUCGGUUGAACGUCGGAAUGUUACUAGUGCCGCGCUCUACCAACUGAGCUAUAGAGGCGUUGAAGAGGCAGUCGCAUCUAAAUUAUAUAUACACUGGAUACUAGCAGGAAAAGCACUUUGCGCCGAUGACGUAGUCGUUAUUACGCCCGCAAUCUUGCAUGUGAAAGAUCGCGUUGAAAGAGUACACGGAGAGUAGUGACUGCCGCCCAGAAGUGUUUUCUCUCUGAGC
Molecule: messenger RNA, 745 nt
Organism: Dissoconium aciculare CBS 342.82
Lineage: Eukaryota; Fungi; Ascomycota; Dothideomycetes; Mycosphaerellales; Dissoconiaceae
Exons: 1
Coding region: 185-712 (175 amino acids)
Source: RefSeq, a predicted model, not a curated record